AUUUAGGGUUAGGGCAGAGGUGGAAGGAGCUGGGCAUGGGAAGAGGAAUUAGUCUCCCUGUAGCGUAUGGUAGACUGAUCGGGGAAGGGCAGUGUAGCACACAGGAGGCGGCGCAGCACAGCAAGCAGGAGGAAUGGAUUUGGGAGUACGCGCUCAAGAACUGCCAGGAUUUCUCCAUCGCCACGCGCUUGCUGGAAGCGAUCCCCAUCCCCGACACUCCAUUCAUCAAGAAGCUGGCGAUUCUCAAGCUGCUGUCGCUGGACGUGGAGGCCGGGUGCUACGCCGAGAGGGAUUUGUUCGCGCUGCAAGGCCUGGAGCGGCUGGCUAGAGACGAGACUAGGAAGGGGCCGGAAGAAGAAGACGAGGAGGAGGAAAAUGUGGGAGUGGUGGAUCGAGAAGAAGGGCAGCAAGGUGGCGACGAGAAAACGAGGAGGCGAUGGCGGAGGCGUGAGAUGGAUUCUAUGUGGUCGAAGGUGGGUGUUCUCGUCAAGGCGGAGCUUGCUUUGCAGCACUUGAGAGACGGGAAAGAGGACUGGGAGGGUUUUACCGACGCUCUGGACAGGCACUGGGGAGAUGUGGUCCAGGACACCGAGGAGCCCGACUUUUGCCAAGGGAACAACAUCAAGUGUGAUCUCUGGAGCCUCAAGGCCAACCACAGGCUUUCGAAGUUUAUCCUGGCAGAGAACAAGAGGGAGACUGUGGAUGAGCUUGUGAAGCGGUUCUUGGCUCUCGCGUGGGAAGAUGUUGGCCAGGUUUUGCUGGAAAAGGUGGACGAGGAUAUCGCCAAUGGACGGUACGUGCCUGGUGGAGAGAAGCGUCCCCGGGAGUGUGAGGAUAACAACGAUGGUGGUGCUGAUCCAAAGAAGAAGCGAGUGAGGAAGACGCUGCUCGCAAGCUUGGAUGGAGAAGAAGCAGAUAUGAGUCGUCCUCCAUGGAGUGGCGAAUCUGAGAGACCAGUUACGCGAAAGCUAAGACGACGGUGCUACGAGUCAGAGGCUUUGCAGACUCCGGCCGUAGAUAAAGCUGUGAACGAGCUAAAAUCCAGUCGGUAUAAUCUCAGGAAGCAAGUUCGCGAUCCUCUUCCAGAGGCGGUCGAGGUUGCACGGAGCUUAAGAGAAGAUACGAGCACAGCGAAUGGGUUCUUGAACCAGCAGGGUCGGCCAGAUCAACAGCAGCAGGAAGCUCAUCCUGAUGAGCCACCCCAGCCAAGUGGAAGUGGGAAUCGACAGGAAGAGAGAGCUCAACUGGAUGCAAACCUUACUUCGAAGCAGCAAGAGCAACAAGCACAAGCUCUUGGAAAUGCGGCUGGCAAAGGGAAAAUGAGCAUGAUGGAACGAAACCAUACCGCUCGAACUCGUGAGUGGAACGACGACGACGAUGACAUUGAGGAGGACACCUCCCCGUCGGCUUCUAGGCGCGUAAAUCUUCCCAGUAGCAGCACAAAGGCACCCUCGCCUUUGCAAAAAAUCGAACCAAAAGUCUCUUUGCUUCGGAGAAGGAAAAUCAAGCGGUGGACGGCACGAGAGGAAGAAGCACUUCGGAAAGGAGUGGAAAUCUUUGGGAAAGGUCGCUGGAAGGCCAUCUUGCAGAGCAACCUGGACGUAUUUGACAAUAGGACUGAGGUUGAUCUUAAAGAUAAGUGGAGAAACAUAGAAAAAGCUGAAGGAAUCAAGAGAGAUUGAGGGAUAGUUUGAAAGCAUGUACCAAUUCUUGUAAAGUUCCAAGUUUUCAUGGUAUAAAGAGAUUCCAAACCUUGAGUU
This is a messenger RNA of Selaginella moellendorffii, 1760 nucleotides long. RefSeq lists its product as uncharacterized. Lineage: Eukaryota; Viridiplantae; Streptophyta; Lycopodiopsida; Selaginellales; Selaginellaceae. The transcript has 5 exons. The record is from RefSeq and is a predicted model, not a curated record. The coding region runs from base 36 to 1682 and encodes 548 amino acids.